UCUCUAUGUCAUCCACCGGCACUUCCAUCUUCCAAUUUAAUUGGUCUGUAGGUCAACAACAGAGAGAAGAAGAAGACAAAUUUCUAAAGCGGCGUCGUGUUGGUCGUGAGCUCUGUGUGUUCCAAAAAUGGAGUUCGUUAACAAGGCGGUAACGAAAGCGGCGAAGAACAACACGGUGAUAAACGUGUGCCUGGUAGGCUCGUUCAUCGCGCUGAGCGUAAGGUCGGUGAGGCAGCAAAACGACAUCGAAUCGCUGGAGGCGGAGAAGGCGUCUCUCAUCAAAUCGAACAAGGCUGCGAAGCAGACCAUGUGGGACUGGAAGCAGCAGCUGUACGCCGAGGCCUCCUCCACUGACGGCGCCGUUUUGGUUCCUCUCGCCAGACUCAAAGCCAUUUACGGCGAAGCUCCCGUUGCCCAAAUUGGAGAGGCUGUGAAGGAAGAAUCAAAAUCUGCUGCCUCCAAAUUUGUGGUCUGAUUUUGGGACAUUGGGUUUCUGCUUGCAUUUGCAAAUUGGGUUGCUGCUUGCAUUUGCAAUUUGGGUUGCUGCUUGCAUUUGUAAAUUGGGUUGCUGCUAGCAUUUGCAAAUUGGGUAUUUGCUUUCUUUGCCUUGCAAGCUUGUAAUGCAGUUGCAGCUGAAUUUAAUGGUCAGGCUUUGAGUUCAUUUUGCACUUCUAUCAUUUUGGUGAAGGGAGAAAGGAUCAUUUUGAACUCAUUCAAGUUUGCCAUGGGACUGAAUUUAUUCAUUUCUCUGUUUUUA
Molecule: messenger RNA, 757 nt
Organism: Prunus dulcis (almond)
Lineage: Eukaryota; Viridiplantae; Streptophyta; Magnoliopsida; Rosales; Rosaceae
Exons: 2
Coding region: 128-475 (115 amino acids)
Cellular component (GO): mitochondrion
Source: RefSeq, a predicted model, not a curated record